Messenger RNA from Symbiodinium necroappetens, 1848 nucleotides. NCBI's taxonomy places the organism in Eukaryota, Dinophyceae, Suessiales, Symbiodiniaceae. The record is from the annotation of a GenBank genome assembly.
AUGUCAAAGCAUGCCCAUGUCGCCACUGAAGCGCAAGUCAGUUCCGGUGACUUGGAGCAGUUCUUCCAGUUCUUGCAAUGCCAGCUUCGAAUGGAAGCUGGCCGCUGCAUGGGAGCGACAUUGGAGCUGCAGGAUCAGCAGGCUAGAGCGAUCUGGCCGUAUUUUGAGGAAUGGGUGCAGCCCAACCUUGGCAAGAAGGAGAAAUGGAUGCCCUUCCAUACAGUCUUGGGCGCCCAUGAACUCUUCAUCGUGGAGAACAUCCACCACAAUCCUGAGCUGCAGUGGGAUGAGAAGUGCCGAUUCUUGGCGAUGUUCGUGUUCAGGGCACACUGCCGCGGCACCAUCUUCCGAGAGGCUCAGCUUCCUCAUAUGCGACGCGACGAAUUCUGGAGGAAUCCCAUCUCCUACUUCAAGGAGAGCGGAAAGAUCACCCGCAGCAUGCUGGCGUAUCGCAAGAAGACGGGACAUGCUUUGCAGACCUCGGCCUUCCUUGCCAUCCCGAAGCGGCUCUGCCAGGACGACGACGAGAAUUUGGUCCAAAAUGUGGCCCAGAGGACUCGAACACUGCUGGAGGUUGCAGAACAACUGUGGCCAAUCCUGCACAAUGACAGUCUGGCAAGCAUGGAGAAGUUCGAGGAAAUUUCGCGGACGAUCCAAUCAGGAUAUUGUCUUGGCGAGACAUGGGCAAAGAUGCUCAUGGUGAGCAUUGACAUUGCUUACCCGAACGAGCAAUUGCUGGCAAAUAGCUGUGAUGUUGGCGUCGGAGCCCUGAAGGCACUCCAACGACUCUUCAAUGGUAGUUGUCCUUUAGACAUGCGGGAGGCCCUGCGAAGGGCGACCAAAGCGGCCAACGAGUCGCAGCGCCGGGCGGCUCGAGGCUUUUGGAGCCUCCUCAGCCAGGUGGAGGCUAUGGCGAAGAAUCGCUUCGCAAAGCUACCGUUAGUUCUGCAGCAGGUGUCCACGGGCGUCGGUCAGCUCAGCCCAGUCACAAUGCAGGUACAGCUAUGUGAAUGGCGCCAGUUCAUGGAUCACCUCGCGAAGGCUGGAGCUUCUGUGCUCACAAGCAACGGCUGCUUCAUUGACGAUGAUGAUGGCGAAGAGGUACCAGCCGAGGGACCUGUGCAGAAGUAUCGCCGGGUCACUGGCAAGCAGCAACAAGGCAUGGUCUCGCAAGCAGAUGCUGAGUUGCGCGAUGCGAGCCAGCGCUGCCACAAUCCGCCUCGCAUUGAGGCUUUGAGCGACUCGGAAGACGACAGGCCAAUCCUCUCCCUUGCCGAGGCAUCCAAGCCAGCCGCAAAAGUCAAAACCGCUUGUCCAAGCAAUCGAGCGGAGGAACCCCAGCUCCCGGCGCUUGGAAAACACGAGGCUGCAUACCUUCAGCAGGAGCAAGCCGUGCUGAGGAAAGAAACCGUGAAGAAGCAUGGGGCCGCAAAGCUGCUAAAGGCCGCCCGGGAAGAGUUGGACUCCGCGAAUGCAGCGUACCAAUCGUUGAAGGUCCAGGUCAGGGAAGCCAUGUGCCGAAGGGACACCUGUCAGGAGGCCCUCAACCAAGCAGAGCUGGACGUCAUGGAGCAAAGCGAGCUCAUGCAGCAAUCGCAGUGGGAUUUGGAUUGCUUGAAGGAGACCCUCACCCAGCUGGACGCCAACUAUGCAGCACUUUCAACUGCCGAGCAGAAAGGCCACCUCCUCGAUAUCACACAGGCAUGUGGCCGCAUGCCAGCUUUGGCAGAGCGUGUUGCAAUUGCUUCAUCCGCAAGGCAGUCGACCAUGCAAGACUUCUUGAACGCUGUUCAGGACGAUUGCGAGGCUUCACACGCUAGGUAUGAAGAGCUCGAAGACAAACACGCA